This is a messenger RNA of Gastrolobium bilobum, 1364 nucleotides long. Its product is annotated as transcription repressor OFP4-like. The record is from RefSeq and is a predicted model, not a curated record. Gene Ontology annotation, molecular function: DNA binding. The coding region runs from base 202 to 1350 and encodes 382 amino acids. Gene Ontology annotation, biological process: negative regulation of DNA-templated transcription. The transcript has a single exon. NCBI's taxonomy places the organism in Eukaryota, Viridiplantae, Streptophyta, Magnoliopsida, Fabales, Fabaceae.
GACAAACUUGGUCCCCUAGCUUUCAUGCUGGGACUUUUGUAGUGGACCACCAACUUUAUUUUUUCCAGUUAAAAACCAAGUUUUCUGGCUUUAUACAUCUUCCAUUUCAGCUCAUAUGAAUGCUAACACUUCUGAGGUACCACAAUAAAGAAACACUAAAACUGAGAGAGCAAAGGUGUGUGUGCUUGAGGCUUAUCUCUGAUGGGUAACAACAAGUUCAAAUUGUCAGAUAUGAUACCAAAUGCUUGGUUUUACAAGCUGAAAGAUAUGAGCAGAUCAAGGAAGAGAAAUGGUUCUCAUGUUAUGAAGAGUAAAGUGUCCUCACCAACAACAUCCCAAAGGUCGCUGUCAAGAUAUUCACAUUAUUUCUCCACUGAACCAACCAGAGCUGGUAAGCUAUACAACACACCAAUUCACACCAAAGACUUGGACAUACCAUUCACUGAUUCACCAAGAAGGUCAUCCAAAAGAAGGGCUAGGAGAAAAACCAUUUACAAGCCUUCUCCCAAUGUUGUCUCUUCCUCUUUCGUAGCCAGUUCUAGCUAUGAUUCCACAAAUAAUUGGACUAAGCCAUAUCAAAUUCAGUCACCAGACUAUGAUGUGUCUUCCAUUGAAAGUUCUUCUGAAUCUGAUCACCAUGAAUAUGUCUAUUCUGAGUCUGAGUGUGAUAGCUUUUCUGUUCCUGACUUGCUUAAUGGAAUAGCCUCUAAUUGCAGUUGCAGAGUUAGCUCUUCAACUAAUGACAUCAUCAUUGACAUGAACAAUGAAACCUUCCCUGGGAAUUCUGAAAAGCUGGAUGGCUUUGAUACAAUUUCACAGCUAGGUCUUGCUCCAAUAUUGACAAAGCCAAUGAAGUUUGAUGAUAAGGUUAUUGAAGCCACUGAGUUGAGAAGUUCAACUGAAUUGGAUGAGCUGCAUGCUGAUCAGUCUUUCUCCAUCAAAAUUAGCAAAGAGGAAAGUAGUAGAACUCAAAGAAGGCGAAAAAGCAGUCAUAUAGCUCGGAAGCCCUCUUCUAAUUCAACAGGCAUAAAGCUUAGAGUCAAUUCUCCAAAACUAGCAAGCAGAAAAAUUCAAGCCUGUGCAAGAAGGAGUGUAUCAUCCAGUGCUAGCAAAGCUUCAAGGAAUACAGACUUUCCAGAUGGCUUUGCUGUUGUCAAGUCCUCAUAUGAUCCACAGAGUGACUUCAAGGAGUCAAUGGUGGAGAUGAUUGUGGAGAACAACAUUCGGGCAUCAAAAGAUUUAGAGGACUUACUUGCCCGCUAUCUUUCCCUGAAUUCAAGGGAAUACCAUGAUCUCAUUGUUAAAGCAUUUGAACAAAUUUGGUUUGACAUGGCUCAGCUCAGAAUGUAAAGAUUUUAAUAUUA